AACGGAAACUUCCGGUUUUUAAUUUUAACUUAACAAAUUGAAGCAGGCAAGGUGAUAAUAUGGAUUUAAGUCCAGAUGAUAUUCUGAGGAGAAGAGCUACUAUAACAUUAGCCCAUUUACGGGAAAGCCAGCGCCAACUUGUCCGUGAUAUACAAGAGCAAUACAAUGAACUUGGCCAAGCUGUGGAUAAUUUACGUUCCUAUUUUGCCCCUGAUAGUGAUGAUGAGGUUGGAGAAUUCAGACCUAGAAGUGCCAAUGCCAAACCUAAACGAGAGAAAAGUAAUAGAAAUAAAUUGAAUGAGGAAUCAAAGACAAGUAGAAUCAUCAGACCACUAUCAAACAGAGCACCUGUUUUAUUAAGAGAGAGGGAGUAUGGGUUUCACAAAAGAAAACAAAAUUCUCAAGAAUUCCAUCAAGAGAAUCUGCCAGAUUAUGUGUCCCAACAACUCCCAUCAGUCUUACAAGAGAAGGAGCUGAAUCUUGGGAUGAUGAAUAAAGUUUUUGCCUCCAAGUGGUUGAAUGAAUCUCAGGUUGUGCUGGGUACAAAGUGUAAUAAGUUGAUGGUGAUGGAUGUGAGGAGCAACAACCUGGUACACAUCCAGUCAUUGAAGAGCACUAGUGAAAGUAAAGCUGCUGAAUGCCCCUGUGGGAUACACAGCAUCGCCAUCAACCCAUCCAGGACAAUGCUGGCGACUGGGGCACAAAAUACAAAUGAUUUAGCUGUGUAUGAGCUGCCGACCUUUGACCCACUCUGUGUUGGCGAGCAAGCACAUGAAGACUGGAUAUUUGACAUGGAAUGGAUAGAUGAUGAGCACUUAAUUACAGGUUCCAGGGACAGCUCACUAGCACUGUGGUGUAUAGACAACAAAGGCCUGUCAUCUGAGACCUCAGGUCGACCACACAUGCAUGGCUACCGUGUCAUAGCACCUUACUCUAAGGAGUUGUGUAGCCAGGCUGUUAGGGUCAGGGCAUUAACCCUGGGGAGGAACAGAGGGAUGAUGGGUGUGCUGUCUAUGAAUGCUAAAUUCCAUUUAUGGGACAUCUCAACCUUCAGACAGAUUGAAUCCAUUGAUCUGCCAUGGAAGAGAGAAAAUGUUUGUGUGGCUAGUUCAGAAGACAUGGGCCUGUUUGCCAUAGGUUCCCAGGCCUAUGUCACAUUGAUUGACCAGAGGCUGGGUGGUGAGUCCAAGUCCAGAUUCCUGCAGAUUCCAGCCAAACAUGGGGAACGAGGAAUCCGCUCUUUAAGCUUUAACCAGAACAUGAUAACAAUAGGGACAGGGGAUGGGAGGGUGUUGUUCUUUGAUGUGAAGAUGUUCAAGUUCCUGUACAAUCAAGAUGGCAACUGUUGUGAACUGCAGGUUGGGGAUGGAUGGCUGCGUAAUGACUCCAACUACAGAGAGCACUUCAUCCACGGCCACUACCCCAACGCCAUCUACACACACUGCUACGAUGAAUGGAAGGCCAGACUGUUUGUGGCUGGUGGCCCAUUGCCAGCCGGCCUCUAUGGCAACUACGCUGGACUAUUUUACUGAACCAGCUUGGCCUUAUACUGCAAUCCUGUAUCAGAUAUGUAAAGAUAAUAACACUCAUCCAUUGUAAAAAAAAAUGUGUAUAAUUGUAGCAAUAUCAAAAUCUAAGUACAGUUUUCUUAUACAUAGUGUCCUAUUCAUCUGCUAUUUAAGAGAUUUGUGAUUUCAUACUUACAGUCUAGUGCAGUUUUGUAUGGUUUUUAUGUGCAAUAUUGACAGACUGGACCAAUGUGAGUAACUGUGGGUGAUGGUUGAGUUGUCUGGCAUUGAAUUCCUUGACAUUUGCUGUAGAAAUGUUGGCACUGUGAUGGGAUGAUGUUGUACAGAUUUGGGAGAUGGUUGGGAUACCUGGCAUUGAAUUCCUUGACAUUUGCUGUAGAAAUGGUACUGUGAUGGGAUUAUGUGUACAGUUUUUGUGUAUGUCUGUAGUGUGGGUAGGUAAACUGUGUACUGUAAGUGAAAUAGUCACAUUGUAUGUGAUGAUGCUUGAAAGUGGAAUGUGAUGAUGUUCAUGAAUGUAAAUGGGUUGUGAAGAUUAUGCUACAAAUGUUAUUUAUGAUGGGUCUAGGUUCAAAUCUUCACAUAAUUAAUGGGCAAGACUUAGACUCACCAUGUAUUUAAUGGACAAGACAUUUGUCCCACAUAUAAUAAAGUGGGCAAGACUGGCUCAAUAUGCUUAGAACUUAACAUGGGUCUAGACUGAGACCCAAUGUAGUUUUUGUCUAAGCUCAGAUCCUCAUUAUGGGUCAUGUCUCAGACCCCUAAAACAGUUAAUUAGUCUAGCCUCAUAACCCCCAAUAUGGGUCAUGGCUCAGACCCCUAAAACAGUUAAUUAGUCUAGCCUCAUAACCCCCAAUAUGGGUCUAUACUCAGACCAUGUGUUUGAUGAGUUAAAGCUACAAUUGUGUUAGAUGAAACAAAACCUUUGUGAUAGAAAGAUACAACAUGCUGACCAGACUAGAGUGUCUCCUCAUUCCCCCAACCAGUGGGUUAUCCUUAUAAUUCUACCACCCUAUACAGCCUGUUAAGCUACUUUAGGGAAACGAGGGGAAAUAAACCCACCAGAUAUUGUAUAAAGUUGUAGAGUUGAUUUUGCAUUGACUGGACUUUUUUUUUUCAGUAUAAUAGUUCUGACAAAAAUUUAAAUCUGCUGAAAAUUUGCCAGUGAAAUGUUUUUUCAAUCAAAGUAGAAAUUCGUUCCUGUGUGUAAUUUAGUUCUGACAAAAAUUUCAAUCUGCUGAAAAUUUGACAGUGAAAUAAUUUUUUCAAUCAAAGUAGAAAUUUGCUCCUGUGUGUAUUUUUCACACACAUUUUUUUUAUUGACUAUCAUAGUGGUGCCAGACAGCUGUGCUGUGAUAUGGCUUUCAUGUAUAUCUUUAAUGGUGGUCUCAUUUUUCUGAUCAAUUGUACACAUUUUUAUGUUCUUGUAUUUUCUGUAAAUAUACUCAUGGCCUGGACACAAUAUUUUGUAUCAGUUUGAUGGAAGUUUAUGCUCACAUUCUCCUGUACAUUCAACCAAAUGCCCCUACAUGUUCAGCUCACCUGUAUAGUUUUGUCACCACACUAAUGAGUGCCACUGUGGUGGACCGGUCCAUCUUGAUUACCAUUGAGAUCAUUGUUAAAACUAUUGGAUUCAGUAAAUAAAUGGAACCAGCAAUAACAGAUUAUCAUUAAGAUACAGGUGCAAACAUUGAGGUAAAUUAGAUUUAAAACAACUAAUGUAAUAAUGUACAUUUAAAAAAUUUAAAUCUCAUAUAUUGUGUUAGCAUAAGUCAAAGUGUUAAUUUCUGUUUGAUUACAUGUGUAAUGUAUGGAUACUAUACUGAUUAGAUAAUGUAUUGAUACUAUACACAUUAGUAAUUCCUUAGUGCUGUAAGACAACCACUUGCACAAUCCAAUCUUUAUUGUGGUAGGUUUGUACAAGCUACGGUAUACAAGGCCUAUAGAAAUAAAAUAGUGUACCAGUGGAUACACACUAUAUACUGACAGUUCACAUAUAUAUUUUUUGUAGGAUGCCAUGAAAGUGCCAGGUGAAAACUGAUUUUGAUAUGUCUGUCAGAUUUGAGGUCAUCAACCAUUGCAUUCAAGAUGUAAUGCAUUUAUUCUAGACCAACACAAUUUUUAAAUGUAGAGAGAUUUCUGGUUACAUUUGCUGUUCAUUAUGAUAUGUCUCUAUUAAGAUAAUUAAUAAAAUGUCA
Molecule: messenger RNA, 3727 nt
Organism: Physella acuta
Lineage: Eukaryota; Metazoa; Mollusca; Gastropoda; Physidae
Product: DDB1- and CUL4-associated factor 12
Cellular component (GO): Cul4-RING E3 ubiquitin ligase complex
Molecular function (GO): protein binding
Source: RefSeq, a predicted model, not a curated record